Molecule: messenger RNA, 1020 nt
Organism: Clavispora lusitaniae ATCC 42720
Lineage: Eukaryota; Fungi; Ascomycota; Pichiomycetes; Serinales; Metschnikowiaceae
Product: SDR family oxidoreductase
Molecular function (GO): oxidoreductase activity, acting on the CH-OH group of donors, NAD or NADP as acceptor
Source: RefSeq, a predicted model, not a curated record
AUGAUGUCUCAAACCAUUCUAGUUUCUGGAGCUUCGGGCUUCAUCGCAUUGCACACAGUCAAAAACUUGUUGGAGAAAGGAUAUACCGUUGUCGGAUCCGUUAGAUCUACUGAAAAAGGGGAAAGCCUAAAGAAAUUGUUGGCUUGCGACAAGUUUUCCUAUGAAGUUGUCAAAGACAUUGUGCAAACCGGUGCAUUCGAUGACUUUGUGAAGAAGCAUCCAGAAGCCACGGUUUUUCUUCACACGGCUUCUCCAUUCCACUUCAAUAUCACUGAUAUAAAAAAGGACCUUUUGGAACCUGCUGUGAACGGAACCAGAAAUGCCUUGUCUGCUGUGAAAAAGUUUGGCCCUCAGAUCAAGAGAGUUGUUGUGACGUCCUCGCAUGCCGCAAUCAUGACAACCUUGAAUCCUAGUGAGGCUGGACCAUCAGUUGUUGAAACUGAACAAACCUGGAACCCAUUGACAUGGGAAGGCUCUUUGGAAAAUGCUCUUGUUGGUUAUUGUGGCUCGAAAAAGUUUGCUGAAAAGGCGGCUUGGGACUUUGUGGAACAAGAGAAACCAAACUUUGUCUUGUCUACUGUCAACCCAGUGUAUGUUUUCGGCCCACAAGCGUUUGAUGCGCUAGUGACUGAAACCUUGAACACCUCUGCCGAAAUAAUCAACAGUGUGUUGAAAGCUGAGGGAAGGAACACAGAGAUACCUAAAGCCUUUGCUGUCGAUGUUCGUGAUGUGGGAGAUGCUCACAUUGUAGCUUUUGAAAAGGACGAAGCAAAGGGUAAAAGAUUGUUGCUCAGUGCGGGACCUUUCACACAACAGACCAUCUUGGAUGUUUUGCAUAAAGAUUUCCCAGAGAAAACCAAAGACAUUCCUGCUGGAAACCCAGGAGGCGAUAAAGAAGCCUUUAAGCAUUUCCUUACUUUGGACAAUUCUUGGACUAAGAGUGUUUUGGGUUUCAAGUUGAGGAGCGUUGAGGAAAGUAUUCACGAUACCGUUGAACAAAUCUUCAAACUUAGGGGUUGA